This is a messenger RNA of Contarinia nasturtii (swede midge), 1678 nucleotides long. RefSeq names its product sister chromatid cohesion protein PDS5 homolog B-like. Gene Ontology annotation, biological process: mitotic sister chromatid cohesion; DNA repair. The transcript is spliced from 6 exons. The record is from RefSeq and is a predicted model, not a curated record. Gene Ontology annotation, cellular component: chromatin; nucleus. The annotation marks the transcript as partial. Lineage: Eukaryota; Metazoa; Arthropoda; Insecta; Diptera; Cecidomyiidae.
CAGAAAAAAAUAAUUUCUCAGUUUUUAAUUGUAUUGAAGUGAUUGUGAUUGAUUUUUAUAUUUAUUUUUAUUUUGCAUAAUAAUAUUUAGGUGUUGUUAGUACCUCCAUUUUAAACCAUACAAAUACCCAGCAUCCAUCAAUAUAGAACAAUGAGUUCAUUUUUAUUGGUCCUUAUCAAAAAUACCGCAAUGUUUGCUAUUUAUCAGAAUUUCACGCACAAUAUCGAGAUUGUUCACAUUUAUUAUAAGCAAAAAUAUUCCUUUUGAAAAAAAAAAUGUUUUUACUCGAACCACGGGUAUAUUUGGCACGCGAGUAUGGAUAUAUUUGUGUGUGUAUUGUGUAUCUAUGUGUUGUAUAUGUAUUGAAUCGAAUUUAUACUAAAAUUUCGUAAAAUAUAUUAGAUAUGAAAUUUGGAUAUUGAUUGAAAAUAUAAUGUUUUUCUUUAAUUCUGAAGUAGAAAGUAGUGAAGAGACAUGUCAGAAGACUUCAGAUGAGGGUCCAGAUGAGCUCAUACGGCGACUCAAAAGUUUGGCACUUACUCUACAAACAAUGAGUCAAGAUGAGAACAAAUAUCAGGCGUAUAUACCAUUGGCAUUGCAUCUAGUUGACGAUUAUUUUCUAACACACUCAUCACGUGAUGUUCAGUUGUUGAUUGCAUGCUGCUUUGCUGAUGUGUUGCGUGUAUAUGCACCCGAAGCACCAUACAAAGAAACCGAUCAAGUGAAACUGAUUUUCAUGUUUCUCAUUCGUCAACUGGAAGGUUUGAAAGAUCCCAAAGAUCCGGCAUUCAAGCGAUAUUUCUAUCUCUUGGAGAAUUUGGCUUAUGUGAAAUCAUUCAACAUGUGCUUCGAAUUGGAGGAAUCUCAAAACAUUUUCUGCAGCCUAUUCAGCCUUUUCUUUAGAAUUGUAAACGAUGAGCACAGUGGCAAAGUGAAAUCUCUCAUGUUGGACGUUUUGUCGCCUCUCAUUACGGAGCCAGAUAACGUUUCAUCACAAUUGUUCGACAUCAUUCUUAUCGAGAUAGUUGAGCCACAAAAGUCUUCAAAAAAGAACGCUUAUCAUCUAGCUAAAGAAUUGAUCAUCAAAACAAAAGAGACUAUGGAACAGUAUAUUCAACAGUUCUUUAAUCAAGCAUUGGUCAUGGAUAAGGUCAAUAAAACCUAUCAAAUAUCAUCGAGAAUCUACGAUUUAAUUUAUAAAUUGAAUGUCAUAUUUUCAAGUAUUUUACUGCAAGUAUUGCCACAGCUUGAAUGUAAACUAAAAUCCGGAACCGAAUCUGAACGUUUGAAGGCUGUUACAUUGUUGGCACGAAAGUUUUCGGAGAAAAAUGCAACGCUUGUGAAACAGUACAGUGCUUUAUGGCGGCAAUUUAUUCAACGUUUCUGUGACAUUGCCGUUCCGAUUCGUGUAAAAUGUGUUCAAAGCAGCAUGCAUUUUUCGAUUAAAGCAUUUAUUGAAUUGCAAAAGAAUCGAUUGAAAUUACAACGCGCCAAAGAACUUACACCAAAAAUUCAAAAAGAAAUGUGUCAAGAAAUUUUCAAACAACUACCGGACCCAGUGAAAGCACAAGAAUUUCUGCAAAAGUUCAGUGCACAUCUACGUAAAGACGUUAAUUUGUUGCGCGAUAUGGAGAUAAUUUUGAGAGGUGAUGUAUCAUGUCGAGAGUGUGCUGAUACA